CAAUACAACAACGCAACUAAUUGCUGGAAUUAGUGGUGGCGAAAAAAAACAAAGGGACAAUAAUGAAAACUUUGAAAAGCCUUUAACCAAAAUUAAGACGACUUCAAAUAAAUUUCCAAAUUCCAGUCAAUAUUUUGAAUAUCGAUCCAAAAUCAUCAAUGAAUAUCGUCUCACUCAAAAACCUAAUCCCUAUCCACAUAAAUUUCAUGUUGAUUAUUCUAUUCCCGCAUUUAUUGAAAAAUUCAAUUACCUUAAGUCUGAUCAAUCAUUAUUAAAUGAUGAAUUAAUAUCAAUUGCUGGUCGAAUUCAUAAUCAACGAUCAUCAGGUUCAAAAUUAAUAUUCUAUGAUUUACAGGGAGAAGGUGAAUCGAUUCAAAUUGUAGCCAGAGCUCAAGAUGCUGAAUAUGAUUUUACCAAAGUUCAUGAAAUAUUUCAUCGUGGUGAUGUUGUUGGUGUUAAAGGAUAUCCCGGAAGAACAAAAAGUGGCCAAUUAUCAAUUUAUCCCAAAGAAAUAAUCUUAUUAUCACCUUGCCUUCAUCAAUUACCUACCCCUCAACAAGGAUUUAAAGAUCAAGAAUCACGUUAUCGACAACGUUAUUUGGAUUUAAUAAUGAAUAAGGAUGUUCGAGAAAAAUUUAUCAUUCGAACAAAAAUUAUCAAUUAUAUUCGAAAAUUUUUAAAUAAUUUAGGAUUUUUAGAAGUCGAAACUCCUAUGAUGACAUUUAUAGCUAGUGGAGCAACCGCCAAACCAUUUGUUACUCAUCUCGCGGAUUUUAAACGUGAUAUAUUUAUGAGAAUCGCUCCGGAAUUAUAUUUAAAACAAUUGGUAAUAGGAGGAUUAGAUCGAGUUUAUGAAAUUGGAAGACAAUUUCGUAAUGAAUCAAUUGAUAUGACACAUAAUCCAGAAUUUACUUCAUGUGAAUUUUACAUGACUUAUAAUGAUGUAUAUGAUUUAAUGAAUAUUACGGAAAAUUUGUUAUCAGAUAUGGUUAAAGAAAUUAUUGGUAAACCAAUAAUUAAAUAUCAACGUAAUUACAACAACAACAACAACAACAAACGUGAAGAAUCUGAUAAUAGAGAUAAUGAUGAUAAAGAUUUCAACGACGAAAAUGAAAUAGAAAUAGAUUUCACUCCACCAUUCAAAAGAUUUGAUCAACCAAUAAAUUUUUAG
Molecule: messenger RNA, 1171 nt
Organism: Diversispora eburnea
Lineage: Eukaryota; Fungi; Glomeromycota; Glomeromycetes; Diversisporales; Diversisporaceae
Source: the annotation of a GenBank genome assembly